Messenger RNA from Ustilaginoidea virens, 270 nucleotides. RefSeq lists its product as uncharacterized. Bases 1 to 270 code for a protein of 89 amino acids. The record is from RefSeq and is a predicted model, not a curated record. Lineage: Eukaryota; Fungi; Ascomycota; Sordariomycetes; Hypocreales; Clavicipitaceae. The transcript has a single exon.
AUGGCGGGGUCAGCCUGGACAAGGCGCGGCUGUGAAGCCAAUGACAGCAAUGACGUCGUUGUCGAAGCGCUCAAUCUUAAGCCACCUUCAACGUCAGCUCGACCAAGGGGGGACCAGAUGUGGCAUUUGCAACCGCUGCUCCGGCUCACCUCUAGCCGUGAUUUGAUUCUCCGCCGUGGAAAGUCUACUACAUACUCCCUUUCCGGCUCCAACAUCAUGGCCCCUCCGCCCUCUGACAAUGGCCCCAAGUCCGCAACACAUGGUAGCUAG